AUGCUAAUGAGUGGGCAGGUAUCUCUCCAUGCCUAUCGGUCAUCUUUACCCGGGCGAGCAGAUGUAGGCGAUACGGGUCUUGAAUCAGCUAAAUUGCCUACCAAAAAUGACAAUCCCCAUGUAGUGUCCAAACCCAAGAAGAAGAAAAGAUCCUGGAAGAAACCAACACAAUCACGUAAUCACCCAACACUUAAUCCCAGCUUCACAACGAGCUCACAAACACCCAUAUCAACAGCUGAUUCAUCGCUCCCAAAGCUAAGGAUGGAUCAGAUCAUCGAAUCACCUCGACUCUCGCAUCCAGGCAACACCGCUUCUUCCGUGAGGAAGUGGGACCAUUCUCUGUUCACAAACGAGAACUCCACUCCGAGACUCGCUUAUAGACCUUUCAAAGAGGUACUACCCAAGAAUCUACCGCCAAGACCAAGACUGCCGGCAUGGUUUCCCGUGCAGCAUCUUUCUGCUAAGAGAGAGAAGGAGAUUAGCGAAGAGAAAGAUCGUAUGGCAAGGGAGUUGAGGCAGAAAGAGAGAAAGUAUCAAGAAAUAUCUCAAGAGAAGACCAACCUUUUGACUAGAUUAGAGAAUCACCAGAAGGAAUAUGAUAAUUUCGACAAAAAGUAUAAAGAACAAGCCAAACUCAACCAAGUGCUAAAAGCAGAAGUGAAAGGAUUGAAGAAAGGGAAUGCAACUUUAACCAAGAAGGUGACAGAUUUGGAGAAACGCAAUAAGAAUAAUAAUGCUCAUAAAAAGAACAAGGGAGAAUUGAACAGACAGAUCGAAGAUCUGAAGAGUCAGAAUGUUGAUUUACAAAGUGAGAAACAACUUUUAGCUCGAACAGUCAUAGAGGUGUCGGAAUCUUGCGAAGAAUUGGAAGAAAUAAAACGAAGACUUGAGGAACGUGUUGUAAAGAAAGACCACAAGUCAGAGGAGUUAGAUAAGUUCGUUAGAAGAAUCAGAUUUGCUAGAUCGAAAUAUCAUGACGAAAUUGAGCUGAAGAAUGGUGCGAAUUCAGAUUCGAGUAAAGCUCAAUUCGAAGAAUUGAGGAGAGCUUCUUGUAACAUAUGGAAAACUCCCAAUUUAGUAUCAACUAGAGAAAGGAAACGACAGGAUAGAUUGCUUAAGAUGGAAAUGAGCAGAUCGAAAAUACCGCAGAAAUUAGAUUGGUUAGAUUACUGGAUCAGGUUGAUUGACUUUGCUUUAAAGGAACUUGAAGACUGUUCUGUAGAUCAAUUGGCAUCGGAGAGUUCUCAGGAUGAUCAUCCUGUCAUUGACUAA
This is a messenger RNA of Kwoniella botswanensis, 1272 nucleotides long. RefSeq lists its product as uncharacterized. Bases 1 to 1272 code for a protein of 423 amino acids. The record is from RefSeq and is a predicted model, not a curated record. NCBI's taxonomy places the organism in Eukaryota, Fungi, Basidiomycota, Tremellomycetes, Tremellales, Cryptococcaceae. The transcript has a single exon.